Paramuricea clavata is the source of this 27904-nucleotide messenger RNA. Lineage: Eukaryota; Metazoa; Cnidaria; Anthozoa; Malacalcyonacea; Plexauridae. The record is from the annotation of a GenBank genome assembly.
AUGUUCUCAUUCAGUCACAGUCAUCCUCGAGUAAGGGAGAGAAAGAAGGAAUCUGUGAAAGAGCAAGACUACCAGGUGCAAGUUCGCGUGUUAGAAUGUCGUCAGCUGGCUGGAACACAGCUUGAUCCUGUGUGUACAGUAACUGUGGGAAACCAAAAGAAACAUACGCCUGUGAAAGAACAGACGAAUUGUCCUUACUGGGAUGAGGUACAUGAUUAUUGUACACCUUAUAUAUUUAUCAUGUUUGAAGUAAAAUUUCAAAUCCAACUAUUUAAUGUACUGUAUAUGGCUACUGAGUCAUGAGUGCUCAUUCACAUUCAUUGACGGUUUUGUAUAUUUAUUUUUGUUUUUAGUUCUUCGUUUUUGAUUUCAAAAUGCCAUCUUCUGUCCUGUUUGACAAGAUUAUAAAUCUACAGGUUGGUUUAUAUUGUACUUGAUACAAGCUGACCAUUCCGGUCCAAUCCGAGAUGACGUCAUCAAUUUUUCAUCUCAUCUACAGAAUUUUGCCAAAAAUGGACUCAGACUUGAAAUCGUCAUGCUCAAAUUAGUCUAUAGAGCGUUUGCACAUGACGUCACAGUCGCCAUGUUGAUGUUCCAAUUCAAAAUAAUGUUAAUUAGACUCUUCUGUCUGGAACACCAACAUGGCCGCCAUGGCUUUUCAGCUUUUGUUGAGUUGGUUCCUGGGGAAUGAGUGCAAAUUAGUGUAUACUGAAAAUUUCACGAUAUUUGGAUAUUCAGGGCGCGAGUUUGGGCGUAUUUCCAGUGGCAAAUUCCAGUCAAAUGUACAGGAAAAACGAAAUUUUCAAAACGCCCGGAACUUGCGCCCUUAAACCCAAACAUCGUGAAAUUUUCGUUAUAGACUAAUUUGAACGUGAAGAUUUUAAUUCUGGGGUCAAUUUCUGCCAAAUACAAUGAAGAUGAAAAUCGAUAACGCGAACUCAGAUCGGAGAAUUAAUUCAUCGUAAAGCCGGUUUUCCACUAGGCGGAAUUUCGCUAGCGGAGUGCAAUUUUUCUUUGUCUUGUGAUUUCUCGGGUGGAACUGAUUAGAAAAGACAAGGAGAAAUUCCGCUCCGCGCGCAAAAUUCUGCCUAGUGGAAAACCGGCUUAAAAGCAGUGUUCAUAAGAGUAUUUACAGGAUUUUACAAAAUUGUGCUAUUUCUGCAUAAUUAUAGGUUUUCACCGGACGAAACCUUGUGUCUCAGGGUUCGUUGAUUGGUUCCUUUAAGGUAGAUUUCUUUCAGGAUUUUCAUGAAAUUGAUGUUUGACGUUGCUGUUUGCUGACGUUUGAGGACAUAAUUUCGGUGUUUAUUUUUUAUGUUUAGUUGGAUGUGGGAACAGUUUAUGCGCAAGUGGAUCACAGAUUUUGUCGUCGUUGGGCAGUAUUAACAGAUCCAGAAGAAACUUUAGGCGCAUCUGGCGCUGGUGUCAAGGUACUGUAUAGUAGAGUAAUUUUGGAUUCUUAUUUCAAGGGUGUACUCCAAGUUUUAAACCUAUAUCAAGCGCCAGCGCUCUCCCCUUGAUGAAUAAAGUAAUCUGGCGUCAGACAGAGUAAAGUAGUAAAGUAGGAUGCAAUGCAACUCAAUGAAUUAGUUCUGGAUAAUGCCAUGCAAGAUACUGUAGAGGACUGAUCACCAUACAGCUUUACUGUAAGGUAUUUACUGUUUGCUUAUACUGUAGGUAUUAACUUGCUUAAUGCUGUGUGUCAUUUCCUUAGGGUUAUCUUAAAGUGGAUAUAACGGUGCUUGGUAAAGGUGAUCCUAUCAAGGUAAUAUUUUAAUAAGUAAAUAGUAAUGUGAUUCGACCAGCUGCUCAUGGCCAUUCAGCCCUUGGCCUUGGAAAAUGACGUCACAACACAUAAAUCUUGGGAACAUACACGUCAUCAAUAACAUCAAUAACCAAGUAUACUUCGAAAGAGCUCCAAACGAUUUCUUUCAUUUAACUGGCUUUUAUACAAUAUACAAAUUCAGAAAGGCAAUUUUCUGGUGAAUGUAGACAGUGGUUUCCUCUACUGUCGAUAGUGUCCACCAUUAUUUUUGCCACUCAUAAUCGCGUGAUAUUUUCAGCGUGACGUAAUGUUCUCAAGUAUGUGACUGCAAAACCUAAACACAGUGUAUACCGAGUAAAAGUAUUAACAUUAGUCUUUCUUUUUUUAGGAAGCGCCUGCGAUAAAGGAUAAUGAUGAGGAUAUUGAAGGGUUGGUUAAACGAUUAUAUCCAUGAUGUUAACAAAAUUCGUUUCGUGCGAAGAAUCUGUGUGUUUUAAAGGCUGGUUCACAUGCACUAGUGAUUUUGUCGACAGCUGAGAUUUUCUCUUCCUGACGGAUGCGAAUUAGUGAACUGAAACACAAACGUAUAGAAUCGCCCUUCGAAUGUGCACAUCUCUAAGUCUUCUGCGUAUCAAUAAUUCAAUCGCAUCCGCCAGGAGGAGAAAAAUCGCCAACAAAAUUGCUAGUGUGAACCAGGCUUAUAAUUUUAAUUGUUCUUUAGAAAUUUGUUGCUGCCCGAAGGAGUUCCUGCUGAAAGACCUAAGGCUCAGAUUGUUGUGAAGAUUUACAGAGCGGAAGGAUUACCUAAAAGUAUGUGUUAUUGAUAUGCAAUAGAUUUCAUCAGGAUUGUUUUUGGGCAUCUUACUCGACCUACUAAUGUUGAAGAAUUUUGCAGCUGGAAAUCUCGAGUGCAAAUUGUAUACAUUUAUUAGACCUCGAACCAGGUGCAGUUACGAAAAAUGCAGCUAAAGACCCCCUGGCUUGAAUCGAACCUGCGAUUAGCCAUUAGGUUAAUAGGGAUCGAACUGCUCCUGGUUAGGUCUUAAUGUAAUAUUUAAAACAUGAGCAGCAGUGUUUUAUCAGAUAUAAAGAUACGAGGCAAGGAAGUUUGUUGUUGUUUUGUUGAGGCAAAGCCGAGUAUCUUUAGGUCUGAUAAAAACACGCACUGCGAAUGUUUUCAAUUGCUUCAAAAACGAUCGAUCUGGUAAGUUCAUUGGCGAAGUAAUUUUCAAAAAAUACGUUGUCUAAGUCGAGAAAAUCAAAGUUAAAGUUUAUGUAAAUCAAGGGAAAUCUCUAUCACAUAUAAAGAUACGACACGCUUAUGAUUUUUCUUUGUGUUUUCCUCAUGAAUUACUGAUGAUUUUUGAAAAAUAUAUAAACAUUUACACUAGAAUUUCGAUCUACAAAUCCCUUUCAUGACGUACCUUUCAAAAUUUCAUCACGCGUAGUAUACACGAAUUUCUCAUUCAUUGAGGGUGCUUUUGUUUUUAGUGAAUUCAGGGCUGAUGGCGAAUGUGAAGAAAGCUUUUACUGGCGAGGUACGUAUAGGCUGUCCUGUAUCGCGACUAAACUUGUAUCAAUAAAUGUUGUACGGAAUGACCAAUGAAGUACUUCUAUUGAUUUGUUCAAUGUUUGAACUUUAUUAUUCUCUCAAUUAAUCGUUCAGUUUAAUUGAUCAGUUUGUUUCGUUUCUAAUAAUCGAAUCAAUAAAUCCAGUCAAGUAAUCUAGUCAAUCAAUACCUUCAAUAAAUCAGUUACUCAGUCCGUAAGUAAAUUCAAUCAAUCAGUAAUUCAGUCAAUCAAGAAAUCCAGUCAAUCUAAUUAAUCAAUCUAAUUAAAAACCCAAUCAAUCCAGUCAUUCAAAAAUUGAAUCAAUCAAUUAAUGAACAUCUCUAAUUAAUUAAUUAAUCACUUAAUUAAUCACUUAAACCAUUUAAAUAAACCAUACGAAAAUAAAAUAACAACUCAAAAUAAACCAAGGCAUAGUCAGUCAAGGUAUGAUGGUUUAGAAACCUGACAAACUUCAAAGCCACAAAAUAGAAGACCUUUGUUUGAAGUUGAACUGUUUACCUCACCAUGCACAAAUCCUUUGUCUCAACUUCAUUAAAUAUUAUUCAUCGUGGUUGCACGUUUCAUCUCAGCUAUCCCUAUUGGACGAUUACUUUAUUAUGCGAAACUACAAUGAGCUCAAUCACCGUGACCGUGUACAAAUUGGCUUAAUUAAACUCAGACAAAAACAUAACAUAAUGACUUCUGUUUAGUUUCAAGACCAUCGUAUCUUGAGAUAGACUAUGACCAAAAUAAAGCUAACUGUAAAACGUUUAACAAAUUAAAGUAUAUUCUAACUUACAGUACUCGGUACUAACCUAUAAUGUUUUGUUUUAUUUUUUGUAUUGCUUUCAAAUGGAUGUCUUUAAACAUAGAUGGUAAUGUGCAAUUAAAAAUAUAAAAUAACUUUAAACUAAGCUAACUUCUUAACCUGUGUAGCCCUAGAAGAACUGGUUACGCAGGAGUUAAACCUGAACUACAAUAUACUACAAUAAAAUAAACUUAAACUAAGCUAUAUGAUACAUACAUGUUAAAUCUAUUUUGUUCGACUAAAACUAAACUGAAAUAAAUAAGCUAAAUUGAACCAAACUAUAUAAAGAUAAACCUUUUUAAAUAAUUUAGCAAUCCAAUUUACAUUUACUGUACAGUAUAAUCUAAUCUAAGUUAUCUAAUCUAUAGUAAUUUAUUCUAAUCUGAUUUCAUCUGUUUCAAUAAAACCAAACAAACCAAUGAUUUUAUCUACAAUGCUUAUCAAUUCUUAUCUAAACCAAACUAAAUCUUCUUUAUUUAAUAUUUAUAUUUUAUCAGCUCCGUAAUUAUGGUAAUAUAACGUUGUUUAAGUCUGUUCAUGCAACUAAUUGAAAUCAAAUUAAAUUGAAAUAUUUUUCCAAGGUGGAGAUUUAAAUUUUAGAAAACCAAAAAUAUUUGUUUUUUUGUGAAUAUAGGUUAGAGAUUUGGCUGACCCUUAUGUCGAGGUUUCCUUUGCCGGACAUAAAGUAAGUAGAAUACCCACGUGAACUUAAGUUGUAAUCUUUUUAUUGAAUGUCGUUAUUUACACUGUGCAUGUGUUUGGUUUUAGCAAAGAACAUCAGUAAAGAAACACACGUAUGAACCUGCUUGGAAUGAACAAGUCGUCUUUGCAGAAUUGGUGAGUUAUUGUAUUUUUUUUAUCUUAAAACUGGUUUACACUAUAAAAGUUUCUGUGAUCACAGUAGGAAUUUAGCAUUAUGUAAAUUCUAAGUUUUGAAAGAUAACUUUGAUAAGUCUGAACCAGCUUUAAAAAUUCACUUUAUAAUUAUAAACGCCAUAUAAUAGUUUUAAAUAUCUUCAAUUCUGUUUAGUUUCCUCCACUCUGUCGACGCAUAAGAUUGCAGUUAAAAGACAGGUAUUGCUGCACAUUUCAUUUCAUUUCUUUAGUUUAUCUGAAUAUCUGUUUUCAGUAUGCAUUGCGGUCCGAAUUCGGUUGACAACAUGCAUGUAAUUUCCACGGUUGAAGGCUGCAAACAUUAGCCCUUGUAAUCUAAAAUCUCUUGAUUCAAAUGUAUACAGCUAUUUCAAUUAAGGUUGUCCCCCGAGCAAAGCGGAAAAGUCGAAUACGAGCGCGAAAGGCUGCUGGGAAUCGCUAAUAAAUGAAUGGAUUUAUUAGCGAUUUCCAGCAGCCUUUCGCGCUCGUACAGACUUUUCCGCUUUGCUUGGGGGGGGCAACCUUAAUUGAAAUAGCUGUAUAAUGGCCAUCAGACUUUCCUGGUUGUAAAAUAUUGUAAAAGCUUAGUUACGACGCUAACCACAUCAGUCAUUCAAAUAAUUUGUAUUAGUAUACCAUAAUGCUACCUGGACGCACCGCAAUACAUAUACUGCAUAUUUUCAUAGUGAUUCGGUCUCAGACGAGGUAAUCGGAAGUCAUUUCAUCGACCUAUCGGCGAUAUCAAAUGAUGGUGCAAACGGUAAGCAUGGUUCGAUGUUUUCUAAAUGUAUGGUUAUUGUAUUCCCCCAUCCUCGUACCCAUGAUCUUUGGAGUGUGAGAGAAAAUAGCCUGGGUACGAGAUUGGCAUUCCCCAUGCAUGUACAGUACUGCUCUGAAAUAAUACUGCAUGUAGUGGCAUAACUAGCAUUCUAAUUGCGUUCAGAGCGCGUUGUCCCGGUUCGAUUGGGAAGAAAAUGAAGCUUGUGAAACGCAAUUUGGAAUGCAAAUGGUAUACGCAAUGAUACGUGGAACGUAAUUUGGAACGGAACUGGAACGCAAGCAAUGAAACACAAAUUGAAUUUAAAUCGAACGCAGUUCGUAACGCAUUUGGAACGAAAUUAAAACGCAAUUAUAGCAAUGCGUUCCUAACGCGACUUUUUGAAAACUAUUUCUGAGCAGUACCGUCAUGUGCAUGUUUCAAAUGUAGCUCGUCUACUGUAAAAUAUUCAUUUGAAAACAAAACACUUUUUUUAUUUCAUGUCACAUGCAGAAACCAAAUAAUACUAAAAACGGUUAAAUCUGACAAUAUACGAAGGACCGAAAGCAUAUACUUAAUCAUAUUCUCAAGGAAAUUAAUUACUAUAACACUCACUAUAUAACAGUAUAAGUAACAGUAACAAAAACCAUAUUAAACAAAACGUAAAGUUCUUAACUGAUUAAGGAUCAAAAUAUCAUUCAGUAUGCAUAAAUUUACUUCAUUUUACACUAAAACAAACGUCAUGUAACUAUAUAAUGACGUGUUAAACUAACAUGCACUUGUUUGCACAUAACCGUGUACUAACAAAUAAACAGCUACAAAACAACACACCUUGAAUUCUUCGAAGCUGAAGUAAACGGAAGUUAAACGAUGUCAUCUGAACCUAACUUUCUUUCCACAAAAUCGAAUGACGGCGAACAUUCUAUGGACUGAGUUGUGUCAUGUUUCUUUAUGUCUUUCUCUCCGUUGUUAAUGUCAUCGUGCAUUUUCCAGGUCUUUCUCUCAGUUGUUUUCAGUAUCAAUCCGUGUUGAACUCCAGCUUGAAUUGUCCAUAUAGUCUUAUUCUCUAUAAAUUUCAUCGUGCUUCUACUUUGAUGUUAUGACUUAUGUUGAGAAUUUCUCUUCUCAAUUUCUCUGUCAUCCACUGUUUGUGGUUGUAUUUUAUAUUUUGAAUAAUAAAUACGGACAUGUUGUCUCUCUCAAGAGCUUUGCUUCUACUUCACGAUAUAUGAUGACGACACGGGACUUUGCUUCAUAUUUGUGGAGCUUUAAAGAAUUUUCCUUCCAGAAUAUAAUUCGUUUUGUCUUCGUUUCCUAGCACAGAAAUGUUGAAUUCUGAACUGUCACUGUUUCUCUCCAACUUGGUUGGUUUUAAUUGCACAUCAUUCACAUUAAUAUUUUAGAUAUAUCUCUAAUUUGCACAACUAAUUCGCACUGUAAAUAAUUUGCACUCUUUCUGGUAAUAUAAGGACUAAUAAUAAUUAACCUGGCAGCCUCGAUACAAAUUCCUCAUUUAAUCAAACAUGGUAAUAUUUUAAUGGAGGUGGUAUGGGCUGAAACCUUCGCGCUUGCAUGGUUUUAUCAGGGCGCAGUAGUUCUAUUAAAUAGAAACUCGGUACACAAUUAUCUAUCCCGUAAUGCACUAUGGAGGAGUAUAAUGAAUUGAGCAUGUAAAGUUAAUUUGUGUGUUGUAUAUGGAUAUUUUCUCGAGUAGGGUGGAAUGGUGAUCUGUAUCGACCUGUAUCUACAGGAAAAUCACACAAGAAACGGAAGGGUUUGUAGCCACACCUUGCACCUAAAUUUAUUAGAAUUGUUAUGCAAAAUAUAGGCACACGUGUUUCACUCCUUUUGGUAUAUUAAGGUUUUCUUCAGUGACCUUAUGUACGAAUGUGCUUACUGCAAGGAUACUUUAUACCCUUAUGUUUCUCUGUUCGUCGUUAUUACAAUUGCUAAUAUGUCAAACUAUGCGUUUCAGUAUUAUUCUUCUGUCUAACAUCUUUCGAAUGCUUUUGUCUUCUUCAAAUUUCAUCAAAAGAAAACCUAAUUUUUUUCAUCAACUAUACACACAAUGGCAUAAUGCCGUAAUGCCAAUUAAAUUAAGGUUAAUUUGAAAUCUCAGUGUAUAUCGUAUAACCUGACUAAAGUUCAAAGCAACCUAUAAAUUGAAUACCCGUGAAUGUUGCUAUAAUUAUGCCUAAAAUGCAUGGUUGAUUAUUUUAAAAAUAUAAUUGCACUGUUAAAAUAGCGUUCUUAAAUUUAUAAAGAUACUGUAUUGAUCUGCCUUUAAAUAAUCCAUUCCUGAUAAUCUAUUCUCUAAGCAAGGUUAGCUAAAUUAAACUUCAACUGCUGUGUCUUUAAGUCUAAACCAUCUCUUAGAGUACACUCAGUGCAAUCACAAAGACCAUCUUUGGAAGCUAAUUUUUAAUUCCAUUUCUUGUUUAGUCUUGUAUACUGACUGUGAUUUUCUUAUUUUCUCUUGUUUCUGUUUUGACCACUUGACUGGAUACUAUACGUCACUUGCACAUCACAUGUAUAACUUACAGCUGAUCGACGUUCAUCGUCAGCUGAUGUUGGUAAUUAUUAUGUCUUGUUUAUAUUACGACUAAUUAGUUGGUAAGAGCGGUCGAAUUUCUAGUACGAAUGGGUUGGGGUAUAAAACCUUAAGUCGAAAUUAUUAUUGUUGUUUAUUAUUAACAUCACCACCAUCAUCAUUGCCACCAUCAUCAUCACUCACCAUCAUCAUGAUCAUCACCCACCAUCAUCAUCACCCACCAUCAUCAUCACCAUUACUACUACUACCAUCAUCACCCACCAUCAUCACCCACCAUCAUCACGCACCAUCAUCACGCACCAUCAUCACCCACCACCAUUACUACCACUACCAUCAUCAUCACCCACCAUCAUCAUAACCAUCACUACUACUACUAUCAUCAUCAUCACCUACCGUCAUCACCCACCAUCAUCACCCACUAUCAUCACCCACCAUCAUCACCCACCAUCAUCACCCACCACCACCAUUACUACUACUACCAUCAUCAUCAUCACCCACCAUUAUCAUCGUCAUCGCCAUCAUCAUCGUCAUCAUCACCACCAUUACUACCACUACCAUCAUCAUCGUCAUCAUCAUCACAACUAUCAUCAUCACCACCAAUAUCAUCAUCACCCUCCAUCAUCACCAUUACUACCAUCAUCAUCACAAUUACUACCACCAUCAUCAUCAUCACCCACCAUCAUCAUCAUCACAACUACAUCACAACUAUCAUCAUCACCACCAUUAUCAUCAUCACCCACCAUCAUCACCAUUACUACCACCAUUAUCAUCAUCAUCUACCAUUAUUACAGUACCACCACUUUACGAAGUCGAUUGGAGAUGUGAAAUGGAGCUACUAAAAUAUCAUAUGAUAAAUCAACAUUGCUAGAGACUCUUACAUGGAUAUGUAAACUUUCAAUAGCAAACUUUUGACAGUAACAGGUCAUGUUAAUUAAUGACAAACACAAUUUCGACUCAUCUUCAUACAGUACUCCAAUCAACUUCGAUAUGUUGUUAUACUCGUAGUUUACGUUAUUAUUAUUCAUGUUUGUAUUUGAUUGGCUAUUGUUGUGGUUACUGAUGUAUCCUGGGAAAUAUGUGGGUAUAUGCGAUAUGAACAGUUCUCUAUCUUGCCUACGAAACCGGUAAAUAUUAAACUUUUUAAACAUAAAUUAAAUAAACAUAGAUUAAAUAAACAUAGAUUAAAUGUUAAUUUAAAUUCAACAAAACAUAUUAUAUGCAACAAAUUGUUUUUAAAUCGAAGUUACUUACAGUACUAGGAAUUAUUAAAUGACGUUACUUGAUAAAAAAAUAUAAAACAUAAAGUGAUAAAUCCCUAGUAAAUUAUUUAACUAUAUUAAAAGUGUAAAUUUUAUAAAUGUCUUAUCAAUCACUAUUUUUAAAAGAAGAAUUAUAAAAUAGUUAUAAAAUAGUAUUUCAAAAUAGAAUUCUUAAAUAUUUUUUGUUUCAUCAAAAACAUUAAACGAGGUUUAGCUUCUCCUGUAAAAAAAUAACUAAAAAAUUAAUAUCUGGUGAAAAACUUAAAAACACAACUGGUAACUGCAAAAAAAUAUUAAAUAUAAUUUAAGUAAAGGCAAUUUAUUGGAAAACAUUAUCGUCAAAAAAACCCUGGGGACAUCAUGACAUUAAACAACGUGUAGUUGAUUCAGUGUUUUAAGAAAGCAUUUGUUCACAUAUUAAUGGUUUGUUUAGCCUAAGCUCACUUCCCUAAUGUCUUUGUAUAGGUUUUAUGCCGACGUUUGGUCCUUGCUGGGUUAACCUUUAUGGUUCGACGAGGGAUUAUUCUGUGUUUGAUGAGCAUAACGAUUUGAACAAUGGUUUGGUAAGUCAUCAUAGACGAAUUUCCAUGGUUUUCCAAAGUUGUUUUUUUUUUGGGGGGGGGGGCAAUUGCACGCCCCCUGUCCUCCUGUCUUUAGGAUUCCCAAUAGAAUUUAGAGUAGGAGGCUCUUUGAUUAGUACUUUGAUUAGUAUGUGGGUAUGUGGUGCCACGCCCUUUAGGAGGGGAGGGUGUGUGUGUUCGAGGCCGUCUCCCCACGAGGCCGUCGUCUCCCCACGAGGCCGUCUCCCCAUGAGGCCGUCUCCCCAUGACUGUUGUAAUAGUUGCCUCUGACAAUUACUUAAUUCUGUAUAGGGUGAAGGAGUUUCGUACCGUGGACGUCUCUUAAUGUCUGUACAAGCUGAAACUGGUGAAUCUGCAUCAGACUCAGGAAUAAAACAAGUUGAAGUCGAAGCGGCUGCACCCAUCUCAGAGGUAUGGUUUUGAACGUUCUCUGCUCAUAUGGUUGACAUCCUUGUUCGGUCUCACCCUACACGUUGUAACAAACCUGCAGCAGACUUGCAGCAAUGCUGUUCCAACAACUUGUCAACAGGAUGUGUUUGUUCGCACUGCUUGUUCCUAGCUUGUUGACAACUUGCUACGAGGUUGUUGAAGUCCGAUACAGUCAUGAUAUAACAAUAUUGUUACAACCUUCAACAAGUCUAUAGAACAACCUUGCAACAAGUUUGAUAAUGCCAUCAAGUUGUUAACAGCUUGUUCCAAUCAGCAACUAGGAACAAGCAGUGCGAACAGAACACCACUUGUUGACAGCUUGUGAACAGAUUUGUAACAACUUGUUUGCAGACCUGGAACAACUUGACGCGUUUUUACGUGUGUAGUGCGAUUUUUACAUCUGUUGAAGGGUAUAUAGGUUUAAAUUUGGUGCGUCGUCAAUUUUAUGAGUUGCGUCUAAUGCGUUCCGUGAUUGGAUGUGGGGUGUUUCGUUUUAGACGGCUGCCGGUAAAGAAGAACAGUUUCAAUUAUUUGCUUGUCUCUACGAAGCUUCUAUGAUUGACCGCAAAGUUGGCGACAAAAAUAUGCAAUUUGAAAUGACAAUUGGUAAGUUUGAGGGGCAUGAGAAACGAUUAACCUAUACUGAUUAAUUGCUGAGAAAUUAUCCUUGAACUUUCAAAAAAUGAAGAGAUUUUAGAUGGUACGCCAAAGAGAAAAUAAUGUCUGAAGUUCAGUAAAGCUUUGCUUAUAUUGCUGUAUUAUUAACUGUUAUUUUGUGUUUCUCAACCGCGAGAUACAUUUAGAAAGGUUGCUAACUGUGUAAGCUACAAAACAAAGCUAAAACAAAGUAAUUUUGAGAGGAACGCCAAAACGAUUUUAGGUUUUGAACACUUUUCAUCGCAAAUACGUGACGUUGAAAAAAAAUUGCCUUUUAAUUCUUCUUCUAGGAAAUUACGGUAAUCAACUGGACAGAACGGAUGAAAAAGUGGCGAAAGAAGUGGAAGAAAAUCCUUUCCUAAAUUCACUUUCCCUUCCUGCUCGUCCAGUCACAAACAACCGUCAGUAUUACCACAUUCCCUGGGAUGAUUCCAAACCUUGUCUUCAUAUUAAGUUUCCAUGGCAGGAUCACAGACGACGCUUGUAUAACGCCAAUAUUAUCUAUAAAAUUUGUGAGCGUUUUGUAAGUACUGUUAAGUAGUUACUGUUCGGUCAUUACUUAUGGUUAGACUUGCUCCAAGUCUCUCUUUCAUUGUCAUAUCGAUCCACUAUAGUGUACAUUACAUGACGUAGCACGGAGAGGCGGAGCGAGAAAGAGAGACUUGUCAACCUCGGAAAAUCUCUGUUCAAAACUGAACCGAAAAUACAAGACUUGUUUUAUUUGUUUCCUUCAAUUUCUUUCUGUGUUAUUUACUAUAAUGAACUCAUGUUAUUUACACUGUGCUAGAUCAAUACAUAUAAACACUGACAGAAAACAAUUAAAGCAGGUCUUGCAUUUUCGGUUCAGUUUUGAACCGAGAUUUUCCGAAGUUGACAAGUCUCUCUUUCUCGCUCCGCCCCUCCGUACUACGUCAUGUAAUGUACACUAUAGUGGAUCGAUACUAUAUGACAAUAAAGAGAGACUUGGAGCAAGUCUAUACUUAUGGCGGGGGGUGGCACUGAAGAGAAAAGGGUUGGGUAAAAAAAAUUUUGAGUGAGUAAUAUAGGUUGGGUAAUGAAAAACGAAACAACUCAAGGGUUGAGUAAUAAAAAAUUAUUGUCUUUUCCAAAGCAUGACUCACUCAUGCUUUUCCAAAGCAUGACUCACUUGCAGUCUUGCACAUGUAAUUCCUAAUACUGUAUGUAGUAGGCAUAUACCUAAAGGCCCAUUAAAUUAAAGGCCCAUAAAAUUAUCCACGGACAGAAAAUUUUCCUAAAAUAUCCUUGUGAAAAGGUGAAAAUUUUUCAACUUCAAAAUUUUUUUCCUGAGUGGAAAUGGGCCUUAAUGUAGAAAAAUGUGAGAACAGACAGAAUCGGCUAACAUUUGUUUAUAAACCCAUUAUGAAUCUAACUAUAGGAAGAUGGUUUGGUCGACAUCCUAGAGAGAGUCAAAAUGGAUCUACCCGAUACUUACAAAUGGCUGAGCAGAGUUCUUGGGGAACUUAUAAAUGGUUGCACGUAAGUUUUGACUGUAUUUGAACAAGACUAAGGACGUUAAAGCAUAGACCGGCUAAGCAUGCUUACUCUAUGUGUGACAAGCCUGUGGCGUAUUUUGAUGCAUUCUUGUGUAAUACAUUGCAGAAAUUACCUCAACUUAAUGAAGUCCGUCCCUGCGGCUGCUCACAUUGGCAGAACGAAACUGGACCAGGAAAGAUUAAAACUCUGCAAUUAUGAAAUUGUAAGUACAGUAAUACGUUGCAAUAAAAGAUUUGAUGAGAUUUGCUGUCAAUGAUGUCUUUGCUGAUAACUGUGUCAUGUGUAUUUGCAGGAAGCGGUUAUGCAGGCGGCCUCAGACCUCAAAGCGAUUUGUAAAGACGAUACGCACACGAAAGAAAAUCUGAAGACUGCCAAUGGAUUACUGCAAAGAUUGCUUAAUAUUGCUACUGAGGUACACACAAAAAUCUCACGUCUUGUAACAAGGUGGCCAACAAGUUGUGUUCGCACUGCUUGUCCCAAGUUGUUAACAAGUUUGAAACAAGCCUGUUAACAACAUGUAACAAGCUUGAUAGCAUUAUCAGACUUGUUGCAAGGUUGUUCCAACAAGUCCGAUACAGUCAUGAUAUAACAAUAUUGUUACAACCUUGUGUCAUAAAACUUUAACAUUCUUGUUAUAUCAUGACUGUAUCAGACUUGUUAGAACAACCUUGUAACAAGUCUGAUAAUGCCAUCAAGCUUAUUACAAGUUGUUAACAGCUUGUUCCAAACUUGUUACAACAACUGGGAACAAGCAGUGCGAACACAACUUGUCGACAGCUUGUGAACAGAUUUGUAACAACUUGUUUGCAGAACUGUAACAACUUGUGCGUUUUUACGUGUGUAGACGCUGUUGAAAUUUGCUCUGAAUCAUUGAUAUGCAUGCAUAGCCCGAUGUCAUGUUUACACACGCUCAACAUUUAUACAGUAGGCGUUCACUCACAAGAGUUCUAUAUAUUCACAACAACUCGUAUACUUUGUUUUAUCUCAGCCCCAGGACAGCCUUCCUGACAUCUUCAUCUGGAUGUUAUGUGGCAAUAAACGCGUGGCGUACACGCGUGUACCUGCUCAACACGUGUUGUACUCGCUCGUGGAAGAAGAGCGCGGCAAAGACUCGGGACGAAUGCAAACACUUUUCCUCAGGGUAAGCGAAAUAUCGCAUUGCAUAUAAAUAAUGGUCAACAAUAAAAUAUUCCUGAUAAGUAAACGUACUAUAUGCUAAUAUGUAGGUUAUUCACACAAGGUCGGACAUAAUUAUCAACAUUUUCACAAGCGUAUAAACUACAAACUACUACUUGUACCGCUCCAUAAGAGAAACGUCUUUUGAGAAAGUUAGUCCUUGACUGUAUCUUGUGUUAUUUCCAGCUGCCUGGUAAGCGCGGAGAAGGUCCUAAAGGCUGGGCGAUUCAGUCCAAACUCAACAUCAUGAUUUGGUUGGGAUUACACAAACACAAGAAGGAUUAUCUGAAAGACGCACCGAAAGGAUACGAUAUGGUAGGCCAAUGUUUCCACUUAUUUUACUAAUAUUCAUACUAUAUCCUUUUUGCUCCAAAUUCUAGUGUCAUAUGAGGUAAUUAAUAUUAUUUUUAUCAUUUCUAGCCACGAAAUGCACAUAAGCUGAUGGCUCCUCCUCCAAAUGACCUGGUUUAUAAAGGUUUGUUUUAUAUUUAUAUCACAGUGGAACUCUGCCUUACGACCACCUCGUUAAUACGUUUACAGUCACCUCUUUAUUACGGCCACGAUUGAAUACCCUGAAAAAAAACCUUAUAAAAAUACCCCGUUGAUAUGGCCACCCCGUUAUAACACGGCCAAAUUUUUCGCACCGUCCUUGACCGUAUUAAUGGGGUUCCACUGCAUGUACUGCAGCGUCCCGCUGUUUUGUGCCUCUGGGUACAAAAUUUGCUCCUGGUCUUGCACAGCUAAACAAAAGCUACUGUAAACGUGCACCAAGCUUGUAGCUAUAUGCAUUCAUGUAUUCUCUAUUAUUUUCUUCUCAAUAGUUAAACAGAAGUUCGUGUUACGAUCUCAUUUGUACCAAGCUCGAAGUCUAAUAGGAAGCGAUGCUUCAGGAUUGUCAGGUAUAUAUUCUAGGUUUCACUAUUUAUACGUGGUUUGAAAGUUUGUUUUGGUUUCCAGUGUAGGUAAUGACAAGGAGAACUUUGACGUUUCGAGCGAAGGCCCUUCGAAACGUCUAAGUUCUCCUUUUAUUUUUCAGGUAGUUGUAUCCCUAUCAAUCCGAAGCUUUCUUAUGUUUAAACAGCCAUCUUUCUGAAGCAGCCACAAUCACACAAAUCUUCCUCUAAUAGUUUGCCUGUAUCAAGCGGCUAAUUUUGCACUAAACUAUAUUAAACCAAGCAAAAUUCCAACCAAUGCGGUUUGUUAAUGGAUUUAUAUCAUCUUUAAUACAAUGUUAUCUUAUUACUAGAUGCUUUUGCCAAAGUUAUUUUCACUCAUUUUAUCGCCGAGACUCGAGUAAUCUGGGAGACAAGAAGCCCGACAUGGGACCAGACCAUUAUCUUCGAAGAUAUUUAUCUCUGGGGCGAUGUCAAUGAAAUUGCUGUUAAUCCGCCGACGAUUGUGCUCGAGAUUUUUGAUAAAGAUAUCGGUGUAUGUAUAGCUUGUCAUAAUAAAGUCCAGUUCAACAUCUUGGUCCUACAUCAUCCUAUUCCUACAUUAUUUCUACAUCCCUACAUCCCUGUGCAUCCACACCGGGCAAGCUGAAAAGUUUGCCUGACCACUGUGGGAAUCGAACCCGCGACCUUUGGGAUACUAGUCCAAUGCUCUAUACCAACUGAACUACGAGGUCAAGUUCAAUCGAGUUGGUCGACUAGUAUCCCAAAGGUCGCGGUUUCGAUUUCCACCAUGGUCAGGCAAACUUUUCAGCUUGCCCGGUGUGGAUGCACACUCAGAGUAACAUCGCAAUCAUAUUCACCUGAGUACAUAUAACCAACACACACGAAAUGUAUGUAAUAAUAACAUUGUCGGGCUUAGGUAAAUUCUAAGUUUUGAAGGAUUUGUAUAAGAAAUUUUUGAGAGAACUGACUCAGUCUUAAACACUGAGUCAGUCAGUUCCCUCAAACAUUUCUUACAAAUCCUUCAAAACUUAGAAUUUUCCUAAGCAAACUUGAAAGGUUUGAACUUUUAAUAUUCAAAAUUUUCUUCCAACAUUUUUGGACCUAUAUUGAAUUCUUUGGGAGAGUUUUAGGAUGCUCUAUCCUCCAAGUGACAUAGGAAAAUGUAUUUGCUUGAUAUAGUGAAACGACUUUAAACACCUAACGAUUUUAUUUGUGACGAAUGUGAAAAGUUUAAUCAUCUCUUUUCAUUAAUAUUCUGGCGUCAAAAUUGUCCGAAUUCAAAAAGGAUGUUCUAUCCAUCUUAGUUUUGAGAUUAGGGAUUCGAUUCCUCUACGAUAUCCACGUAUCUUUACUGACUGUUUAGGGUGAAUCGGAGUUCAUUGGUCGUGCUCUGGCUCGACCUAUUGUAAAAAUGGCGUGUGAACCGUACGAGAAACCGUUCUUCCCGCCCGCCUUGGAGUGGUUCCAGAUACUCCGUGGUGAAGAGAAGGCCGGUGAACUGCUAGCAGCUUUCGAAUUACUGCAGGUAACUAUGGCUACACGUUUCUUUGGGACCUUGAGAAAAAAUACAGGCAAAAACUUUAAUAACCUUUUUUGUAGUGGAAUCUAUACCAUUUUCAAACUUUUCUCCGCAACAGCUUGUGAUGACUAGUGGUUAUUACCGGAGAAAGUCUAAACUAAACUGUAUUGAUAUAGGAUGACUCUCUCAGUCCUAAAAUAGAUGUCACUCAAUCCCACUAUAGAUGUCGUUGUUCUUACAGGUGACUGAUGGUACGACACAUAUGCCACCGGAAGUUGAGCCUGUCAAUACCUCCGAUGGUCCCAUAUGCCCGGUACCUGAAGGUAUAAGACCUGUCAUGAAGAAACACAGAAUCGAGGUAAGUGGUACCGGCGUUUUCCCCUCUCGUAGUUUAGAGCGCUAGAAUGGAUGUCUUGUUCACUUAAUACUUGCCCAAAGAAGAAACAAUGUUGCAGAAACAUUCCGAUGCUUUCCCAAAAGGUGUCACCAAAGGUGUCCCUUUCCCACCCUUGGAAAGAUUGUUGCGGAAAUAAAUUUAUGCAAAAGUGUUUCCCAUCUGGCCAUUUCAUGACCAGGUCUUUGUUACGUGAAUAAACUAUGUACAACACUGAGUUCUGCUUGUUCUUCGUUUCCUUUAUUUAGAGUCGGGCCUUGUACAUCGUGUCCAUCAUCUUGCAUCAUCCUUCAUAAUUCCAAUAUCUCAUCCAUAAUCUUCAUAUUUUUCCAUCCCUCCAUCUUAUCUUUUGUCUUCGUCUGUAUCUCUUCCCUUUAUUUAAAGGUCAGGCCUUGUUGUGUAUCAUCUUCCUUCAUCUCUCCAAUCAUUCUCCCCAAGUCCAAUAUCUCAUCCAUAAUCUUCUUAAUUCCAUCCCUCGAUCUUAUCUUUUGUCUUCCUCUGUAUCUCUUCCCUUUAUUUAAAGGUCAGGCCUUGUUGUGUAUCAUCUUCCUUCAUCUCUCCCCUCAUUCUCCCUAAGUCCAAUAUCUCAUCCACAAUCUUCUUAAUUCCAUCCCUCCAUCUUAUCUUUUGUCUUCCUCUGUAUCUCUUCCCUUUAUUUAAAGGUCAGGCCUUGUUGUGUAUCAUCUUCCUUCAUCUCUCCAAUCAUUCUCCCCAAGUCCAAUAUCUCAUCCACAAUCUUCUUAAUUCCAUCCCUCCAUCUUAUCUUUUGUCUUCCUCUGUAUCUCUUCCCUUUAGUUAAAGGUCAGGCCUUGUUGUGUAUCAUCUUCCUUCAUCUAUCCCCUCAUUCUCCCUAAGUCCAAUAUCUCAUCCACAAUCUUCUUAAUUCCAUCACUCCAUCUUUUCCUCUCACAGGUUCCUUCCAAGCUCUCGUAGCUUUUUAUCGUCCAUCCUAUUAUUUAUAACUAAGUUCUGCGCUGCUCAGCAAAUAUUAGAAACUUACAAUGCUCCUUCUUCACUAAUUUUACCAUCAAUCAUUGCUAGGUGUUGUUUUGGGGUGUUCGUGAGAUGAAACGUUUGAAUCUACAAACAGUCGAUCGUCCCCAAGUGGACAUUGAGUGUGCAGGUCGUGUUAUCCAGUCUACAGUUAUCGGAAAUGCCAGGCGUAAUCCGAACUUUCUGAAUCCAGUGGAUUUCUUUGAUGUGGUAUGUGGUAUCAUUGAUUAUUCUCUUAUUUGUACGAUGUAUGUGUAUGGAUUUUUCCAAAUGAUUUUCUUGAAUAAAAAAGAAUAAACUUGUACGGGUUUUUGGUGGAUCAUUAUGGAAUAUGUCAUAUAAAUGAGUUAGCACUGUAUAUCAAGAAAACAGAAUUAUCUCAGUAAAGGAAUAAUUUAACAAAAAUCAGUAAAAUGUUACGAGACAAUAUUAAUUUCCGUCAUGUCAUGGCUGUAAAAUCGGCGAUCUUUGUUUUCUUUUGCGACUUGUUCUUUGGGUGUCAGUUUGAUAGUUCUAAGGGUUAUUUCAUCAACUCUACAAAUAUUUCCAUUUUAGGAACUUCCAGAAAACGAACGUUAUUGUCCUCCGCUGACCGUACGUGUUCGUGAUUGUCGUACAUUUGGUCGAUUCUCAUUGGUUGGCACUCACGUCCUUAACUCGUUGCAUCGCUACCGAUAUCCCAAGGCGGGAGAACCCAUCGAGAAGGCUUCGGUCAAAGAUGUCACAGGUAACAGUGUUAGGGUUUUCUCCUGCAUUAACACUGGAUCAAUAAGAGAUCGGCGCCGAUUAUCGGCCUUGCUGCACUUAUGUACUACUUACAACGCGGACGUGAAUGUUGUAAAUGGUUUGUGAAAUGUCUUGAUGAGAACAUGCGUAUUCUUCAAAAAUGUUCAAUAAAUGAAUGAUAUUCAGUGAGAAAAUUGAACUUAUGUUAAAUUAAACUAAAAUUUGAGUUUAUGUAAAUCGGCAUGAUUUGUAUCAGAUAUACAAACUCCUUCACGGUCAUGAUUUCUUUCAUGUUUUCUUCAUGAAUUAUUGAUUAGUUUCACAAAUUUAACUUACUGAAUAGUUUAAAACUUAUUAUUUUGUGUAUGUUGGUGUUAUGUACUCAGGUGAAUAUGAUGUUUGUGAUGUUACUCUGAGUGUAUGUCCAAUUCCAACUAGAUCGUCUGUUACAGACUUAAAAGUUCCAUCAGUUAAGACCACGCAAGCAAAAUCCAAAAUUUCCUUCAGUGGUGCAAGUUUAUUUAAUUCUUUACCUUCCGAAUUAAAAGAUAUUGAAAAUCACUCAAUUUAUUCCUAUAAAAAGAAGCUCAAAACCAACUUUAUUCAAUUGAAUUAUGAAGUAGAUCACGUUAAUAAAUCCCGCUGCAUCGAUUGUAAGCAUAUUACUCAUUGUCAAUGUUACUCUCAAUAGGAUUUUCUUUUUAUAUAUCACUAUUAGAUAUCGAGGGCCAUUGGGAAGAAUACUAUAUUAAGUAAUCAAUGUAAUCCCUCAUUAAAUAAAGUUUUAUUAUUAUUAUUAUUGUAUCCACACCGGGCAAGCUGACCAAGUUAGCCUGGCCACGGUGGGAAUCGAACCCGAGACCUUUGGGUUACUAGUUUAAAACUGAUAGAGCUUUCCAUUAUCAACGUAGAAGAACCACAGACUGAUCCAAACGCCCCAGCACAGCCACAAGAUGUUGCCGUGAAUAUUGAUGAUCCAGCUAUUGGCGAAGAUGCCCCGGAGAACCCCGAAGCUCAGGUACAGUUGUGACAAAUAUCCUUUUGAAGUUGCUAAAGAACACAAAGGCUGCAAGCAGGUCGUACAGUAUGAAACGUACGAACAGAGAGGUUUCGGUCAGCAUGUUUCUCCAUAAUUGAUAUCCGUUUCCCCGCGGUAAACCAUGGUCUACACGUAACAGACAACGGAUAAGGGUGUUUUCUGUUUACUGCUUGUAGGACGAAUAAAAUGCUUCAACUUUACCUUACCUAAAUAAAUCAAUGCACAUUUGCUCGUCAAAUUUUCCCCAAAGCUAUGGUGAACCUCGACAACAAAAGUUACUAUUCUCUGAUCGGUUUUCGUACUCUUGAAUAUCUUGCAUUUCUUAAGUUACAAGUCGAUAAUUUUUACGUGAGAGCGCCUAGCUUUUGGAACGUUUUCCCUAGUGAUAUUCGUGACACUUCAAGAUCACUCUUCAUAGUCUAUCAGUGAGGUCAUGUUGUUGACGAUCAAAUAGCCUAGGGAAUUAGUUUUAUCAUGUAAAUUUAUUUCAUGACGAAUUAUGUAUGGGACCCCGUUAGUGGAGAUUGCUUCUGUGGUCAGUCCCUGCCUGUGUUGUAUGUAAUAUAUGAACAACGAGAGCGAGUGUUUCACCGGGAUAUCCAAACACGAGAAAACAAUGUAUGAAAACACGAGCGCGAAGCACGAGUGUUUUCAUACAUUGUUUUCGAGUGUUUGGAUAUCCCGGUAAGACACGAGCUCGAGUUGUUUAUAUGGCUUCUCAAAUGAAUCGAGACGUAACAGAAUGUUUUCGUUUGCUGAUUUGAAUAGAAUUCGUAACCAAGCAUAACGUAAUUAGGAAUUCUAUUCAAGUAAUUUUGCAUGCGUAAUUAAGAUACUUGAUGAAAACACUAGUGACUUUCAUCAAGUUUCACCGGGUUAUCCAAAUGGCAUCUUGUGAUCAAAUAGGUGAUUAUCAUUGGCUGAAAUGCUCAUGAAUUAUUAACGAAUUUGAGAAGUAAAUUUUGUCUAGUCUAAUUUAUGUCUGUUAUGUUUGGCGAAUCUUGUAAAUAAAUAAACAAAGUAUCCAGUUUACGGGUACGGGUAUAUCACCGUACUCGUAUCACCCGUACUCGUAAACCGGAAUCGGGUAUCUUAACCUCUCUAAUACCAGCUGGUUGUCGGUUGGAUAUGUAUUUAAGAUCUGACCUAAACUUGUGUCUGUCUUCAGGAUCCAGGCGGCGGUGGUGGUGGUGGAGGUGGUGCUGGUGGUGACAAGAAGAAGAAAAAAGAGGAUAAAGAGGAAGAAGAGGACGACAAUGAGGAUACUCUGGAUUGGUGGUCACGAUAUUAUGAAACUAUGAAGUUCAUUGAUGCUGAGGCUGAAGAUAAAAAGAAGGUUAGUAUGGUGUGGUAUAUAAUAUUUCAAAUCCCACUAUGAGGACUGGACUAGAUUUCAAGUUCGAGCAAUUUGAUUUCAAAUCUAGUCCAGAAAGAAUUGGGGGAUUUGAAAUGACAUCUCGUACGAAUAAAUCACUAUUUAAAGUGAGGUGAAUUAAUUUUGAUCCAGUCCUAGGACUUGAUCAGUAUACUUCACCAGGUAUUCAGUGUUAUCAUGUUAGCAAAAUAAAGCAAUAUAGUUGGCUAAUUUUCUUAUGAAUUAUUAAUGAGUUUGAGAUGAUGUGGUAUGGUAUAUAUGGUAUGGUAUGGUAUGGUAUAUGGUAUGGUAUAGUUGGUAUGGUAUAGUUGGUAUGGUAUAGUUGGUAUGGUUUGGUUGGUACAGUACGGUACGGUACGGUAUGGUAUGGUUUACUAUGCCAUGGUAUGGUAUGGUAUGGUUUACUAUGCCAUGGUAUGGUAUGGUAUGGUAUGGUAUGGUAUGGUAUGGUAUGGUAUGGUAUGGCCUGGUAUGGUAUGGUAUGGUAUGGUAUGGCCUGGUAUGGUAUGGUAUGGUAUGGUAUGGUAUGGCCUGGUAUGGUAUGGUAUGGUAUGGUAUGGUAUGGUAUGGUAUGGUAUGGUAUGGUAUGGUAUGGUAAGUAAGGGAGGUACAUUGGAUUGGGGUCGAGAUAGUACGAAACUAUGAUUAAUGGUGAUGCUGAAGAUAGGAAGGUACAAAGGUCGGUCGGUCUGCCAGCAAGUCUGCGAACAAGCCAGCCAGCACGAAAACAAGUAGAAAACAUAUAUAGUACUUUAAAAACCUAACAAACUUGUGGUGUCCCUCCAGGAGGAGAAGCGGAAGAAAGAAAAGAAGGAAGCAGAGAAAGAAGGAAAGGAUGAUAAGAAAGAUAAAAAAGAUAAAAAGAAAGAUAAGGUUGUUCAACCUGAAGUUUCCCAGAGACCUGAACGAAAGAAGAAUAUUCCUUUGAUUCAGGUAAAUCAUCUUUUAUGCUCUAUUAAAAUAUAAAAACGUUCCUCUUAUAAACUAUAUUUUUUCAUUGCAUAAUAUGCUGUUCUUUAGAUUUAUCGGACAGAGUUAGAAAAUGUUGAAGAUUUCAACAACUUUAACGACUGGCUUCAUUCCUUCUCGUUGUAUCGUGGAAAGAAAACAAGCGAAGAAGAUGACGACGAACAUAGAGUUGUUGGAAAGUUCAAGGUAUUACAUCACAAGCCUUGAUGCCCGUGAGGAAUGCUGGUCUUAGUAGUCAUCCCCUGGGAAAAUUUCAAUAGUGGCCAUUUUGAAUUGUUUAAUUUUCCCGGACGAUGACCACUAAGACCAGCAUUCCUCGCGAGUAUCAAGCCUUGUGACGUCAUUAUGCAUAAGGUCUAUUUACGAGUCCGAGUCCACACAGUGCAACGUAGUAUAAUCCUUUUCGCGAAAAAGAUCCUUGAGAUCCAUAGAGCAAGAAAGAAAAAAAAUAUAAUUGUAAAAUAAAGAUUCUAACCAAUAGAGAGGAUAUUGCCUGUACUUGUAGGUAUGCCCUGCAUCGGGAAUACAAUUAUAAGUGCAUUCAUCUUAAUAGUGCAAUAGUGUAUAAAUCUAUAGGCGAUUACAUGAUGUAACAAAUAUUGUAUGGCAAAUGCAUUUUUAGCCAAUCUAGGACACUUGAUUUUCAAAAUUUUCUGGCAGAGCACGGGUCCCCCUGGUGGUGACCUUUUUGGCAUCUGUAUUUACACCGAAAAUUACCGCGGUCCCAGAAAAUAAAAUAUUUUUUCCACCCCUGUUAAGAGGAGUCAAGUCCGACGUAUUCAAAACCGAGUCAUACCCUUAAGUCCAGAUUCCAGUCCUGCAACACUGCAGGCUUGGGACUUAAACAUAAAGCAGUCGAAUGGAAAGUAUAACAGUGUAUAUUUUUCUUUAGGGAUCUUUGAAAGUUUGGCAAUGUCCGUUGCCUGAGAACAUCGAGACUGAUCCCGUUAUUGGUACCUUCCGUAAGUUGCCUAGCAACGAGCCAGUCAAUGUCUUGGUUCGAGUCUAUGUCGUAAAGGUAACAUUUUGUUAAAUUGAAAUAAAAUUGGAGUUUUGAGUACAAUAGUAUGUAUGAUAUGACAUGGUAUGGUGUUGGUAUUGUAUGGUGUGGUAUAUUAUUGGUGCAGUAUGGUGUGGUUUGGUAUUGUAUAAUAUGGUGUGGUAUGAUAUGGAAUGGCAUUGUAUAGUAUAGGCAAGGUUUGGUAUGGUAUGGUAUGGUAUGGUAUGGUAUGGUACUAUGGUAUGGUAUGGUACUAUGGUAUGGUAUGGUACUAUGGUAUAGUACUAUGGUAUGGUACUAUGGUAUGGUGUGGUAUGCAUAAUAUGAUAUGAUAUGGUAUGGUAUAAAGUAUGACAUGGUAUUGAAUGGUCUGGUUGACUGGAGAAUAUAAUUACUCACAUUAACCUCUUUCAAUAACCACGUUGUAUUUGUAUUUGUAUCUGUGCUUCCAGUUCAAUACCAUUUUCAAUUAUUUGAUUUUAGCCCGUUUAUAAUAGAGAUAUUGCCGCCAUGGAUCAGUGGAUUAAAUUUUCAUUUGGAUGCACUAUUUAAAAGACGCGAGAGCCGAGAAGAUUUAACUUUUAAAUGAAAUGCAUGCAUCGUGCAACAAUUAUCAAACGAUUAUUCCAAGCAGACUUGAUCUAAAUGCUGAAAUUCAGCCGGAUAACGUGAUUUUAAUUUUAAAUUAAAAGUUAAACUUUCAUUUCCACUUUAACUUGAAAUUUGUGUGUCUGUUUGAUUCAGAUCGUGUUACAUCGACCAUUUAAACCAUCCUUCCACUCAUUAAUGAAUUAAUCUAUAUCCGCCCUAUUUAAUAUUAAAGUAGUUUUAACAACCUUGAAUUAAUAAUCUUCUACCUCUUUAAAUAGCUUCAGGAAAAAAUGGAUGUACUUAAUGAUAGUAGUUCACUAAAACUUGACGUUAUUGUUCCCUAACAUUCUAACGUACCAAUACAUGUAAUGUUUUGGUUUGUUGUAAUAACACAUUACAUUUGUAGGUACUUAACAUUCUAACCUGGUCGUAAUACACGUAAUGAAAUUAUGGUUUGGUAUAAUAAUACACUACAUUACGUUUACUAAACAUUCUAACAUACUUGUAUAAUGAAAUGACGGUUUUAUUUGUUGAUAACAUAACUUUAUAGGUAUUUAAACAAAUCUAACCUGGUACCAAUUCAUGUAAUGAUAAAGAUUUAAACGAAGUUUUAAACAAUUAAAAAUUAUCUUAUAGGCAUUAAAUCUCCAUCCUUCUGAUCCAAACGGCAAGGUAGGUUUCAUUCUCCCCAGUAAUCUCGGAUAACUGUUCAUGCGCCUUCGCUCGUUAUUCUAGGCGUAUAAUCUCCACCCGGCCGAUCCACUGGGGAAGGUAUGUAUUGUUAGCUAAACCCUGCUAGGUGACGAGGUUUUUGGGCUUCAUAAUAGGUUAUAUUCUCUUCUUCCUACUCUUUUUGGGGGGUGGGAGGGGGGUUGGUGAGUGUUGUGUUGAGGGUAGUGGUUGGCCAUUGUUUCCAGUACAGGCACGCCUUGAUUAAAAGACAAAUUGAUGGUAAUUCAUUUUGUCCCUGUGAAGGAAAAGUUACUACUAAGAGCAGCCAUAGGCGCCUUCGAAUUGGUCAUGUUGCGUCAUUGGUAAUUCGGCUUUCAGCUGCAAGGAAGGAUGAUUAGCAUUCUAUUUCUUUACGUUUAUCUUUAUUUUUGUUUUGAAAAGAACUCAGUUGCUCAGAUUUUUUAAUCAGAUGACAUCAUUGGCAAGAGUCCCAAAGGAAUCGAUACAUACAUAUUUGUUCUGACUAUGACCCCCCUGUAAUCUACGGUUAUAGUAUGAUUCUGAUUCUGUCUAUCUUCUGACUAUACCCCCUGUAAUCUGCGGUUAUACUAUGAUUAUGAUUCUGUCUAUCUUCUGACAAUGACCCCCCUGUAAUCUGCGGUUGUACUAUGAUUAUGAUUCUGUCUAUCUUCUGACAAUGACCCCCCUGUAAUCUGCGGUUACUAUGAUUAUGAUUCUGUCUAUGUUCUCAGUUCUCACUAUGAUUCCCUCAGGCUUGAUCCUUCUGCAAAAGGUCGGGAAAUGAUGUUUGGUUUUCUUCUUCAAACUGAUGACGUAAUUUUGAAAAACUCUGAUAGAGUAAAGUAAGAAACAUAGUGAAGGAAUUUUAUUUUUGCAGGCUGAUCCUUAUCCUGUGGUAACACUGGGCAAGCAAAAAGUAAAGGAUCGUGAUAAUUACAUAUCGAAACAGUUGAAUCCAAUAUUUGGAAGGUAAGAUGUGACAAAAUUUACACUGUCAGAUUUCACCUUGGUAAACAGUUGAAAUUUGGGGGAAAUCCAUGUCAGAUUUUACCAUGGUGUUUAAUUUCUAAACAGUUGAAAUUCGGGGGAGAUCUAUGUCAGAUUUCACCAUGGUGUUUAAUAUCUAAAAAGUUGAAAUUUUGGGGGAGACUUAUGUCAAGUUUCACGCAGAGCAAACAUACUGCUGUAUAUAAUUAAUUAUAAGGUAUAUUUACAAAAUCAGUAUAUUUCCCAGUUUCAUUAAAUUGCCAGAAAUUUUUUUUCUUCUGGCUAACAUCAUACUCCUAUGGUAGAGAGUGGUCUAUUUUUUCUCAAAUAAAGCUUUUACCUCCCCAAUAUAUUUUUGUGAUGUUAUUUGUAAUUAGUUAAUAAUAUUAUUCUAUUUAGAACGUUUGAGUUCGAGGCUCUGAUUCCCAUGGACUCUAUACUUACUGUUGGUGUGUAUGACUGGGAUUUAGUGGGCAGUGAUGAUUUGAUUGGAGAAACUAAGAUUGAUUUGGAAAAUCGCUUCUACAGUAAACAUCGAGCUACAUGUGGCUUGCAGGAACAGUUUGCGACGUAAGAUAUUUUUUAACAAAUUGGUGGAUUUGGUUACAUCGUGGCCAGGGCUCCUGUGGGGUCUAUGAAGGGCCUCUAUAUCAGCAGGGUCUAUGCAGGGCCCCUGGAUACCAGCAGGGGUCUAUACAGGGCCCCCUGAACCACUGUCGUUGAAUGGCACCCUGCCUACAUAAAGUCACUUCUUCUAAAUGUUCACACUUCUGAUAGUUAAGCUAUUGGAACAAGUUAUACUAAAGCCGGACAGCGCUAGCCACUGGUUUGUGUAUAUUUGUGCACGUCUGGGGCCAGUUAUAGCAAGCCCGUUUAGCGGUGGUUAAGCUCAAAAUAGAAAGCAAAUCUAUAGAUUCAUUAACAACCAAACUAAAAGUUUUUAACCUUAAUAGAACAAUAAUGUUUACUACUAAAUAUCCAGUGCACAAUCAGUUCACGAGAGAUAUAAGAGUGUUAUUAAAUUUUAACUUAUCCAUCGUUUGAGCUAAACGGGCUUGAUACAACCGGCCCCUGUUUAUUAUUAAGUAAAUUUUUCAACACGAAUUUGAAGAUUUUGCUCUAUCUCUAUGUUGAAUAUAACACUCAACUGCUCUAUAUUCUAGAUUUGGUUUUAAUAAAUGGCGAGACCCACAACGUCCCACUCACAUUUUGGCCAAGUUGUGUAAAGACGAAGGAUUAGAUGGUCCGCAUUAUAAUAAUGGUAAAGUGCAAGUUGAUGGUAUCACUUUUCGAGCUCCGGGACAGAUCCAAGAUGAAUCUGGUGAGUUGGUAACUAUUUUUUUAUGGGGGGAGGGGGGGAGGGGACGUUUUUAAACUGGAUCGUCGUCAUGCAUGUUUUAGAUUUUUGUUACACUAAAAAUAAAAAUACAAAUUGGUAUUGCUUUCUGUCUGAACUGGAUGACAAAUAGCAAGAGGAUAGUGCUUCUUACCUCCUGUUGAACAGUACUUUUUGUGUCAGCACUCGUGUAUUACGUUUAAAUGCUGGUUUACAAUAUCAAAGUUUUUGUGAUCACAGUAGGAAUUUUGCACAGGUAAAUUCUAAGUUUUGAAGAAUUUGUAAUAAAUAUGUAAUGGAAGUUACGCCUGUUUUCUAAAAGCUCACUCACACUCAAAGAGUGGAGGUUCAAUCUGAACUUCUCUUGAGUGUCAGUGCUGUUUUUGACAGUAACCACAUAGUAAGGUACGACACUAACCUUCAGCUAUUCAAAAACAGCACUGACACCCAAGGAAAGCUCAGAUUGAACCUUCGCUCUUUGAGUGUGAUUGAGAUUUUAGAAUACAGGCGUUAGUGUUGAACAAUGAGUUAUUUCACUCAAAAAAGUCUUACAAAUCCUUCAAAGUAUAGAAUUUGCCAAUGCAACAUUCCUAUAAUGUAAUCACAGAAACUUUGAUAUUGUAUACCAUCCUUAAUAAAGCACUCUGAUUCCUGGUGAUCUGAUGUUCGACGACUUGCGUAUUGCCCUAUAUUCUUUCACGAGGGUGGGUUGCAAUAAGCAUGGGGUCAACCAAGGCUUUUUAUCUUCGCCAGGUGUCAAAUUAAUCUUGUGUUUUUCAGGUAAUUGGAAGCAGUCAGAUGAACCAGCUGCGUUAAUGGUUCUACGAAACAUGGAGAAAGUAAUGAAAGGACAUCAUCUGGUUCCUGAACAUGUCGAAACGAGAUCUCUGUAUUGUCCUGAUAAACCCGGAGUGGAACAGGUUUGAAAAAUAAAAACAUUUCAUCUUGUAUAUACAUCUAAUUAUGUGUACGUUCAGUAACCAGUUAAACAUUUAAAUUUAUCCAGUCAGGACAUAUUUCAUAGAUACUGAAAAUACGCCGGUUGCACGCUCAUGUUGGUUGAAAUCAAGGCUGUAGUACUAUUUAAGCGCCAUGGUCGAAAUAAUUUGAAACCUGUGUAAACUGUAUAUGUCUGUAUAUGUACUGUACUGUCUUGCUAUGCAAUUUGAUGAGUUUUUCGAAAGACAAGCGUAAUUUUAAUGUUCUAUCUUUUAAAUUAACUUCCAAUAAGCUUUAACGAACUGUAUGUUACUUUCUUGUCUAGGGUCAAGUUGAAAUGUGGGUAGAUAUGUUUCCAAGAGACAUGCAAUCUCCUGGUGCACCCGUCGAUAUCACGCCAAGAAAACCCACCAGGUACAUGCAGGCGUUGUAAUGAUAAAUAAAUGUAUCUUGUAUCAUCCGAUCAAUCAUCUGGUAAUCAAAUUUAGCACCAUUCACACUCUUCAAAAAGUGAUUCCUUUUUAC